Messenger RNA from Volvox carteri f. nagariensis, 810 nucleotides. RefSeq lists its product as uncharacterized. The transcript has 4 exons. The record is from RefSeq and is a predicted model, not a curated record. The coding region runs from base 1 to 810 and encodes 269 amino acids. NCBI's taxonomy places the organism in Eukaryota, Viridiplantae, Chlorophyta, Chlorophyceae, Chlamydomonadales, Volvocaceae.
AUGCCAGGUCAUAAGCUUACGACACUGCUUGCACUAAGCGUGCUGGCGUUUAGUUGCUUGGUCGAAGGCCACGGCGGCUCCAAGCUCACGGCUACGGGCUCCGCCUCCAUCUUCUACUUUCUGGAUGGCAACUGCACGGACCGAGCUACCACCAGCAUCGACAUGAACGUCAACCUGACGCUGAAUGGACAGCCCUACGCUUUUAAGCAGGUUAACGGUUACGGCUUCAUCGGCAGCUGCAGCAAUCCCAACGACCUGUACCGCCACAACGCCUCACUCGGCGACAACCGCUUCAACCUGAUGUGGUUUCGGAGGGAGAACACCAACACCACGGAGGAAGGACAUUUGUCGGGUGCCGCCCCCAACGUGAUGAUCUCCCGUGCACCGCCCGCCACUGACGCCCUGCGGUCGCUGGUGCUGUUCCCCUCGCCAGCAGACAGCGACCCCCUCUGCUGCGACCUGGUAUACAACCCGCCACCGCCCGUGGACUUCUUCACCCAGGGCUCCUUCUGCCGGGUCCCGGCCCCACCGCCGCCGGCGCCACCCAGCCCGCUAACCCCAAGCCCCAAUCCGCCUAGCCCGCCGCCUCCAAGCCCCAAGCCGCCUAGCCCGCCGCCUCCAAGCCCCAAGCCGCCUAGCCCGCCGCCUCCAAGCCCCAAGCCUCAUGGCGACAGCCCCAGGCCCCGCCCUAGCCCCCGGCCUAGCCCCCGUCCUAGCCCCCGCCCUAGCUCCCGGCCUAGCCCCCGGCCUAGCCCUCGGACUAGCCCCCGCCCCAGCCCCCGCUCCAGCCCCCGGCCUAGCCCUCGUUGA